AUGGUAUCGAAAACAAUGAAAGCGAUCCAAAUCCAAAAAUACAACGAGCCAUACCAUGUGUCCGAGGUGCCUGUUCCUCACCCAAAGCCACAUCAAGUAUUAGUACGCAUCAAGGCUGCUGGGUUCUGUCAUACCGACUUGAUGGCCCUAAACGGUGAAUUCAAAACUCGUUUACCAUUUAUCGGAUCGCAUGAGCCGGCGGGGAUAAUUGAGGAAGUUGGCUCUCAGGUCACAGGUUUCCAGAAAGGCGACCGUGUCGGCUGCAUCAAUUUUGACAGUGUCUGUGGAAACUGUUCGGAUUGUAAGGCUGGUCGUCCUAUCUAUUGCGAUGCCCCUAUGAUGAAGGGCAUCACUGCUGAUGGAGCGUGGGCCGAAUACAUGGUCGCGGAUGCUCGAUUUGUGGUGAAAAUACCAGAUGAUAUGGAAUUUAAAGUGGCAGCACCUCUGAUGUGCGCCGGGAUCAGCAUCUACGGUGGCAUUGUCCGGGCCAAUGUGCCCCAAGGCGGCUCUAUUGGCAUUGUCGGGAUUGGAGGUCUAGGUCAUAUUGGUACCCAGGUUGCCAAGUGCAUGGGCUACAAAGUAGCGGCAAUUGAUGCCAAGCAGUCAGCUCUGGAUGCAGUGGCAUCCUACGAGCACAAGCCUGACGUAUCCAUUCUGGCCACAAAUCAAGUGGAAGAGUCCCAAGAGAAGAUCAACAAGGCUAUGUCUAGCGACUAUUCAGGCCUUGAUGCGACCGUCCUAGCCACGGAUCAUCCGUCGGCCUUCGAAUUAGCGGCUGCCCUUACACGGAAGCACGGUACGAUGGUCCUGCUUGGUCAGCCCGAAAAGGGGAUAACCAUGUCAUACCACACGGUCAUCUACAAGGACAUCACGUUGGUAGGCUCCUUAAUUGCCGACACAGCUGAUGCGCAGGCGUUCAUUCAGUUGUUCCACGAGAACAAGCUGCACGUGGAGGUCAAGGAGUGGAAGCUGGAUCAGGCAGAGCAGAUGAGGCAGGAGUACUUGACCGGAAAGUCGAAUGGCAAGAAUGUCAUUGUUAUUGACUGA
Aspergillus costaricaensis CBS 115574 is the source of this 1047-nucleotide messenger RNA. RefSeq names its product zinc-dependent alcohol dehydrogenase. The record is from RefSeq and is a predicted model, not a curated record. Gene Ontology annotation, molecular function: oxidoreductase activity. NCBI's taxonomy places the organism in Eukaryota, Fungi, Ascomycota, Eurotiomycetes, Eurotiales, Aspergillaceae. The transcript has 4 exons. The coding region runs from base 1 to 1047 and encodes 348 amino acids.